This is a messenger RNA of Sciurus carolinensis (gray squirrel), 3192 nucleotides long. It is a transcript of the gene Map7d3, whose product is annotated as MAP7 domain containing 3. Bases 115 to 2823 code for a protein of 902 amino acids. Gene Ontology annotation, cellular component: microtubule cytoskeleton. The transcript has 18 exons. Gene Ontology annotation, biological process: microtubule cytoskeleton organization. NCBI's taxonomy places the organism in Eukaryota, Metazoa, Chordata, Mammalia, Rodentia, Sciuridae. The record is from RefSeq and is a predicted model, not a curated record.
GGCCCCGCCCCGCCCCGCCCCCCGGGGUCCAGGCCGCGGUCCCCUCGGAGGCCACGGCAGCGCCUGCGCACUGCCGUCCCAGAGUCACCAGUGGGUCCCAUCUCGCCUCCGAAGAUGGCGGACCGCGCUGUCGCCGGCCCCAGCGGCAGCACAUCUUUGCGGGGACUGCGAGAACGUAUGGUUGCUGCCGCUCAAGCAGUUGCAAAAGAAAGGCGAGAUCAAAGUGGAGUUAGCUCUUUUUCAAGUCAGUCUCCAACUAUAAGAUCAGCAUUUAAACCAGUAAUAGACGGGUCUGUUCUUAAAAAUGACUUAAAACAAAAAUUAGCAAAGGAGCGCAGAGAAGAAAGAAAAAGACAACAAGAAGCCAGUAAAGAAAUACAACUACUUGAAAAAGAAAGAAAGGCCAAGCUCCAGUACGAAAAACAGCUGGAAGAAAAGCAACGAAAACUAAGAGAACAAAAAGAAAAAGAUGAGCGGCGGAGAAUAUCUGCAGAAGAAAAAAGAAAACAAAAAUUCGAGGAAGAAAGGGAAAAAUAUAGAGCUGUUCUUUCUCGUACUUUGGAACGGAGUAAUCGUGUUGAACAACGGCAAAAGAGAUGGUCAUGGGAAGGCUCCGCCAUGGCAAAUUCUGAAAACAGACCUGGAAAAACAGAAAAUAAGAGAAGCUCAUCUUUGACUAGAAGAGAAAACAAAGUACAUUCAUCUACUGACAUAGAACACAUGGAGGACAAGCCAGCUCGUCGAUUUUAUAACAAUCCCUCAGAGAAUAAUCUAAUCAGUCGCCUGCUUAUCCCAACAAGAGCAUCUGUAGCCAGAAGCAAGAAUGCUGCUUCAUUACCCAUCCAAGGAAAAGAUACUCCAGGUGUCACCAAUCACUUCCUCCAAUAUGUCCAUGUGCCCUUGCGUAGCCAUAGUAGUGACGAAUUGAAGACUUCCAUCAUGUUCUGUAAGUCAACAGUGAAGACACCUCUUCAGACAAAAUUAGAAAUGGCUCCCCUGGAGAAAAUAGAAACACCCUUCAAGGUAAAUGUGGAAGCCACUCCCAAGGUGAGAAUGGAAGCACCCUGCGAGGUGAGAAUGGAUGACUUGGACAUGGAAGCCUCCCCUGUGGUGAGCUUGGAAUUGUCCCCUGUAGCGAGCACAGAAACAUCCCCCUUGGUGAGUGUGGAAGUGUCUCCUGUGGUGAGCAUGGAUGCCUCCUCUGAGGUGAGCCUAGACACAUCCCCUGAGGGGAGUAUGGACUCAUCCCCUGAGGUGAACAUGGAAGCUCCCUCUAAGGCAAACACGGAAGCAUCCUACAAGGAGAGUGUGGAAACUCUUCCUGAGACAAAUGUGGAGGUGCCCCUGGAGGCAAGUGUGGAAGUGCCCCUUGAAGGAAAACUGGAAGCGUCACCCAAGGAAAGCCCGGAAUCACUCCCUAAGAUGGUGGUGGAAGUGUCCCACAAGGCGUCCCCCAAGAAACCAGAAAUGGACAGACAGAUCUCAAGCCCUGUUACCAAGAAGCACCCAUCCUCGAAUAUACUAUCUGAUACGCAGUCACCAUCUCCUGCCAGUGGGUCUCAUCCACCCUCUCCUGUAAAUACUAUCAGGCAUAUUCAAAAGAACCGCCCACCAUCACCUUCACCAGUCUUGUCAAAACAAUUAGUACAUGCUCCUCUGCCCUGUAAAGUCUUACCUGUUCAACGUACCCUAUUUGUGCCAGAUGGUAUUGUCAAAAAGAAAAGAGAAACAGUUUCUAAAGCCCCAAACAAAUGUGAGCCUGUGAACCAAAAGCAUAUGAUCUCUGAGGAGUCUGGUAAUAAAAUCGCACCAGGAACCAUGAGUGCUGAGGAAGCAACAAAACUUUUGGCGGAGAGACGCCGUCUUGCUCGUGAACAAAAAGACAAAAAGGAAGAAGAGAGACUCCAGAAAGAAAUGGAACCAAGGAAAGUGGCAGAUGUGACAGAGAAGCUGGACAAAGGGGAGAAGCUGGACAAAGGCCAAGUGGACGAGCUCUCAAAAUGUGAAGAUGGGCAAGAACAAGAAAAAGAGAUUCAAAAGAACAAAGGAUGUCAGCAUCAAGAUCAGGAAGUACUACUACAGAAAGGGGAUGCCAAAAUAAAAGCUCAGGAAGAAGCUGAUAAACGCAAGAAGGAGCAAGAGAGAAUUAUGUUACAAAAUUUACAAGAAAGAUUAGAGAGAAAAAAGAGAAUUGAGGAAAUAAUGAAGCGGACAAGAAAGACAGAUAUGACUGCUACAAAGGCCACAGAACUAUCUGGCCAUAACACAUCUGAAGAGGAUGAGGCUGAUGAUGAGGAAGAGACAGAAAGUGAUGAGGACUCCCUUGAUAAAAUAUUCCCAUCAGCCAUUGGAAAUGGCAGACAGUCACCUACCAAGCACAAAAUGCCUUCUAAGAAUGCCUUGAAAAUGCCACAGAAACUGGUGUUUUUACAAGCCUCAACUGGUGAGAUCGAUAAGGAAAAGAAAUCAUAUUUUAAUGGUGAUAUGAAACCUUUCAGGCAAAAAGGCCUAAAAGAGUCUUCAACUCAAGCAAAAGGCUCAAAGUCAUCUACCAAAAGAACAUCCACUCGCACAGCAAAACCUGGAAGAGCAAAGGAACUCAGCACCACCACCCAAUCCACCCCAAAUAUCAACACACAUCAGGAGUGGAUUCAUGGCAAAAUUGACAUUAGUAGUCACAACACCGAAUCACCUGCCACAAAUGUCACUCCUGAUAACGACAGACAGAAUUUGAAGGAUUCUGUAACAUCCCAACCAAGUCCUCAGACGCCUGCAGAUCCUAAGAAAAACAGCAAAUCUCUGGCUGCUCAUUCUGAUACAUAAACCUUGUGCAGCCUGGAAGAUUGAUCUGUCCUCCACUCUGGAUAAAACUCCCAGGCCCGUGCCUCAGAAUUCACCUCCUUCAUACUUGAAACUGGCAAAGGAAAUGACCAUUAGCAAAAAAAAAAAAAGGAAGGAUAUGUCUGAAGGUCACCUCGACAUCUGUCUUGGAAGGUGUUCAUAUCAUUUUUUUCUCUUGUGAGAGUUCUGAGUUAAAAAGAAAUGCUUUUGUUUCCCUUAAAAAUCACCAUUGUCUCUUGUCUGUACCUACAUGUGUGCUGGAGUGUGUAUACAUCCAGGGUGCUUUCAUGAGCUGAAAACUAUUGAGUUUCUAAAAGAACCCUAUUAAAGGAAUGUUGCUCUUUCAGUGUC